Grosmannia clavigera kw1407 is the source of this 2010-nucleotide messenger RNA. Its product is annotated as major facilitator superfamily transporter. Lineage: Eukaryota; Fungi; Ascomycota; Sordariomycetes; Ophiostomatales; Ophiostomataceae. The transcript is spliced from 2 exons. Gene Ontology annotation, molecular function: transmembrane transporter activity. The record is from RefSeq and is a predicted model, not a curated record. Gene Ontology annotation, biological process: transmembrane transport. The coding region runs from base 1 to 2010 and encodes 669 amino acids.
AUGGACGGAGCCGAACAUGUCGACCACCGAGCGGCAUCCCCGACGGCAGACACAGCGCGAACCGACAGCCCGACGCAGCAGCCGAAGGCGGUGCUGACGAUCCGCGUGCCGGAGCCGCCGCCUAGGGCGCUGUCCCGGCUGCAGCGACUGCCGACGCAGGCGGCAAGAUCGACGCGGGCAUCAUCGUUUGCGUCCGUGGCCACGACUGUCCGACGACCGAUCAAGUACGGACAGGUGCGUCGUGGCGGAAGCAGACAGAACCAGCAGCAGCAGCAGCCGCAGAUGGUGGCGGUGGAGCUGGUGCCGCAGCCGAGCGACGACGACGACGAUCCGCUCAACUGGCCAACCUGGAAGAAAGAGCUCGGCUACUGGACGCUGCUGCUGGCGGCUGCCACCGCCGGCGUCUCCAAGACGGCUCUCGUCAGCGUUGGCAGCCAGCUGGCCGUUGCCUACAGCGUCAGCUACACCGCCGUUGCCGCGCUCACUGGCGUCCCCCUCAUGGUCUCGGCCCUGUCCGGACUCGCGGCCGCCUCCACCACCCGCGUCUGUGGCCGCCGGCCGGCUUAUCUGGCCUCGGCCGUGCUGCUGCUGGUCGGUGUCGCCUGGAAUGCUGCAGCCGUGGCCCCCGGUGCCGAUAGCCCCGCCCAGUGCAUGGCUGCCCGCGUCCUGCAGGGCCUCUCCUGGGGCGCCUUUGACACGCUCGUGCUCGGCUCGAUCCACGACACGUAUUUUGAACACCAAGUGCCGGUACGUCUGGCCGUCUACGACAUUGUCGUCGUGGGCGCGACCUGGGGCGGUCCGCUGCUGGGGGGUGUGGCGUCGAGCCACGGUGGCGGCGUGGUGGUGCAGUUUGACGUGCUCAGCGUGUUUGCGAGCAUCGUGCUGCUGCUAGUCGCUCUGGCGGUGCCGGAGACGCUCUUUGACCGGUCGUUUUACCUGAUCAACCGGCCGGCGUCAGCGGCGUCGUCGGCCUGGUCCGAAAAGGCACUGCCACCGCGGCCACGCAUGACGCUAUCGGCUGAGACGGCGGCAGACUACCUGCGGACGAUGCAGCCGUGGGCAUACCGGCAGAGGUCACGUGCGCGUGGAAUGAGCCGAAGUGUGAGUGGACAGUUGCUGCAGCCGGUGCGGGCGAUGGUGGCGCCGACGACGGUGCUGCUGGUGGCACUGUCGCUGCUGCCGGUGGGUGCGUUGUGGGGGCUGGCGCUGUCGCUGAGCCUGCUCUUUGCGCCGGAGCCGCUGGUGCUGACGCCGGAGUCGAGGGGAGCCCUGAUGGUGGCGCCGUGGCUGCUGGCUUCGGUGGUGGUGGCCCUGGUGAGCGCGACGCACGUGUGGCCGCAGCCAUGGCAGCAGUGGAGGCGGCGGAUGGUGGCCGAGGGCCUGCGGACAGUGCAAAACAUGGCUGUGAUGCGGCGAAUGCUGGAGCGGUUGUCGGGUGGCAGCAACGACCAUAGCAGCAGUCCCGGCACGGCCGGCUUUCCCGGCACGAGCUGCCGGUCGCCGGCCACCGUGCUGAUGCUGGUGGGUGGCGGCUCGCUGCUGGCCGUGGCCGGACUGCUGGCCUUUGGGCUGUACGUGUCGUCGGGCAUGAGCUCUGGCCGGUCGGCAGACGACGACGUGGACUAUGCUCGCCUUUCGUUUGGCGCCGUCAGCUUCGUGCUCGGCCUGCUUGCCGCCGGCACCUAUGUCGUCGAUGCUGCUGUCCGGCCCAUGGUUCGCCGCUCGACACAGUUCACCAGCUGCAGCCUCGCCGUCGCCCAGCGCAACACUGCCGACAUGUGUGCCGGCGUCGGCCUCUGGCGUACACUCGCCGCUGGCGCUUUUGUCAUCGGCAUGCCCAGCGCCGUCUGGGCCUGGGACCUUCUCCGCGCUACCAGCAUCGGCGUCUCCGCUGCUCAGCUGCUCGUCGUCGCUGCCGUCUUCGCCGUAUGGUCCCUCGCCGGCGAAGCCGUCUGGCGCCUCGACGGCCGCGUCAUGCUCUGCCUCGCCCCCGCAGACGAUCCCGCCUGA